Cephus cinctus (wheat stem sawfly) is the source of this 3755-nucleotide messenger RNA. RefSeq lists its product as uncharacterized. The transcript is spliced from 2 exons. The coding region runs from base 1594 to 2859 and encodes 421 amino acids. NCBI's taxonomy places the organism in Eukaryota, Metazoa, Arthropoda, Insecta, Hymenoptera, Cephidae. Gene Ontology annotation, cellular component: cytoplasm; nucleus. The record is from RefSeq and is a predicted model, not a curated record.
UCUGUUCGUGCGUUAUAUAAUAUAUGUAGGAAAUUCUUUUUGAGAGUUUCAAUGCGGCCAUGUCCUCUAGUUGAGUCAGACUGAGGGUGAUCCACUGGUCACAGAGUAAAUUGUAAAUUAUACUUGUGUGUCAUUUAAUAAUGGCAUUCAAUCGAUUACCGAGCUAUGAAAUAUUUCGGUUCUUAAUUGUUUUUAAAGUACAAAUUACACGUAGAACAACCCUUAAACGGUGAUAAUAUCAGGGAAUAAGCAUGAAAUCCAUCAUUAUUCUUAAUGUACUUUAUAAGCGACAUAUUUCAAGCUGUCAUACACAGCAGAGACACACAGGUCUCAAAAUCUAAUGUUACCGUCUAUUGACUUUAUAUCUCAAAUAAGGAGCGUCUGAUCAAAACCAGAGCCUACAACAGUGACCUUGAGUUUCAAAAUACUUAGAGUUAUAACAAUAAAAAAUAAUAAUUGUUAGUAAUUGUACCGAAUAUACACCACUUUUUAAGAACUCAAAAUACUUUCAAUAUGCCCCCUGCAAUAAGCUAAUAUCAGAAACAUAAGAAACCCAAAAUUAAGUAUUCAAUCUAUUGGGUUGUCUCAUAUGUGUAUUCAUACCACUUUCAUGAAAGUUUGGUUAUUGCAUCAACACCACAAAACUGUAUGGGACAAUUCAAUAAAUUCCUAAAAUAUAUUAGAUUUUAUUAAGAUUAAAUUCAUCAGUGCAAGUCACGUUUCACAAGAAAAACAGUUAUGCAUCAAAGAGUUGCGUGGCGUGCUUGUCGAUUGGAAAAAAUAAAAAUAAAGUAUAAAGAUCUAUAAGAAGCAUCGUUCCAUGAAAGAUAGAAGGUUCCAUUCUAAAUUUUUGAAUCGAAUAUGGGUCAAUAAUUCCACGGCGCCGUACAUAUGCCCGUUGGACGUAAGGUGGGAGUAAAAGAAGGGUGUCUUAAGAAGAUGGGUUCAAUGUGAUAUACUCAUUCUUUUAAAGUACAGUUGAUUUUCGUGUACCCAUUUAAAAUUACCAUAUAAAAACAAGGUGGUCAAUAGUUUAUCACGUCGUCUGUAUACGUACACCUGUCUGCCAUGAAGUUGCAGACAGGAAUAGGAAGGGGUUAUGGUCAAUAAACGCAACCACAUCACACGCAGCCUAUCGGCGACCUCGCUUGGCCCCUUAAAGUGGCUCCGAACGAAAAUCUUACAUGUCGGCCGAUAUUGCUUUUGUGCGUUUGUCUGCGAGAUAUCUUGAGAAACCCCGGCUUGUUUUUAUAGAGAGUGACGUCGCCGUAAUCGGCCGAGUACCAGGAAGAUACGGAUGUGAAAUGAGACCAGUUCGUCGACCGAUUUAACGUCCUCAAGGGUUGAUUAUAGCAAGGAGUAUACCUGAAUCUAUUAUUAGGUGCCUUUUGUAAGAUAGGACUAUAUCUUGUAACACUGGAAUUGCUUAACCAGGAUAUAGCAAGAGAUUGUAGUGUGCGAAGCUGAGAGGGACCAGGAAUAGCUGGAAGCGUAUGCCCAGCAAAGAAUUUAUUAAGAACACUUUUAUUUGAAUUUUAUAAAGAUGCGACUCAUUGUAGAUGAUUGUUUUGGCACCACGCAUAAUACCGUGUUAUGCCCAAAGCCAAGAAGAAAUCUUACCUCACAAAGGUAAGGGAAAUGCGUGAAUAUAGACGACAAAGACUAAUGUCAGAAACAGCAGAGGAACGUGCUAUAAGAUUGUAUACGGCGGCUGAGAGGAUGAAGAACGCCAGGGCAAAGGAAACAGAGGAGCAGGCAGCAAUGCGUAGAAUGCAAGAAGCCCAGAGGAUGGCUCGUCAUCGUGCCAAGAAGAAGCGUUGUCUGGACGAGAAUCUAGCACGUGAGAUAUCAAAGAUAGCAGAAUUUUCAAAGAUGCCAGAUGCAGCAACAAUAGCCCAAAUGUCUGAGAUGAAUAUGAACAAGAUAUCUGCAGAAUUGAAGCAAAUGAUGGAACGUGGUAAAGUCCCAGAGCACAUAGUGCAAAUGGCGCAAUUUGCUGAGUUCAGUAAAAUGACUGACUUAAACAAAAUGUCCCAGGACAUGGCAAAACGUUAUGAGAUGGAAAAAAUGGCUGAAUAUGCAAAGACAACGGAGUACAUGAAAAUGCAGGAAAUAGCUAAGAUGUCAGAACUUGCCAAGAUGAAUGAGAUAGUUAAAUUCUCGGAGAUGGCUAAGUACAACGACAUCAAAAAGAUGAAUGAGAUAGCAAAGAUGAACGAGAUGAUGAAGAUGUCACAGAUGGCUAAAAUAAAUGAAGUACAACGUAUGAACGAGAUAGCCAAACUUAACGAGAUGGUUAAGAUGACUGAGAUGGCGAAGUACAACAAUGAUAUAACAAAGCUCAACGAGAUAGCGCAGAUAAACGAGAUGGCUAAAGAGAUAGCAAAGAUGAAUGAGAAGAGCAAAAUGAACGAGAUGAUCAAAAUGGCGAAUAUGCAAAACGACAUAACAAAGAUGCCGGAGUAUUCAAAAAUGGCCGAAAUGGCUAAACUUACGGAAUUAGCUAAACUCAAUGAAAUUACUAUUACAAAAUUGAAUGAUCCACCAGCUCCAAAAGUACCCGAAAUCUCCCGAAUACCUGAACCCGUCAUUACCGUGCCAAAUCCACGAAAUCUUCAAAACGUGCAAACAGUUCAAGUAGCCCAAGCUAGUCCAUCCAGCACCAUAAACUUCCCUACUGUUCCUGGUCAGGGAAAAUACGCCCAGCUACUUGUUAUCAUCGAGGAACUCGGUAGGGAUAUUCGCCUUUCGUAUGCAGGUAGCCGUAGUGCAGCUGAACGCCUAAAAAUGGGAAUUCAACACGCCAGAAUCCUCGUACGAGAAUGUCUUCUAGAAACUGAGCAUAAUGCACGACAAUGAUCUGCCGAUAUUCUUAGUCUCUAGGUUUCUAGAAGAUUAUUUUACAUAAUUAUGCUAUCCACAAUGUAUCGAGUACAGUCGUAUAUUUUACACGGGAGUGUUUCGGCAUCCGUAGGAACCAUUAAACAAUCAUAUAUAUAUAUAUACAUAUACAGCCACGUAUAUGCAUAUGUAUCCCAAAACAUAGUAAAUAGUGGUUAUAGCGUGCAAAUAACGAUUCAAUCGAGUUUUACGCUGUCGUAGAGAAUUAUGAUUGAAAUGUUAUGAGGUACCAUAGUAUAUCUAUUGUAUUUUGUAAUGAAUUUCAAGAGGGUUUGAUAAAGCCAAAGUAAGAUUAUUGUAGCUGGUACAGCUUUUUCAUUUUGAAUUGUUCAUUUUCUUAGCCAAAGCCUAAACGGCUGAUAAAACUAUAUAGAAAGGAAUCGUGCAUUUAUACUGAUGAGACCGGUACAUUUAUUAUAAAUGUAAUAAUGUUAAAUGAACUUUAUGCUUGUAGAAUUGGAAAUUAAUUUCCUUCGGUUUCCCUUUGUGAUAUGUGUUAUUGGGGUUUCGUUUAUCGUUUAUUGUAUCAGUACGUCUUCUCGGUCGUCGAACACUCCCAGAUCUUUGAGUAAUUGAAGUAUUGUUUAGUGUUUUGCGACUAAGGUGAAUGUACCUAUUGCGGAGAGAAUGUAUUAACCAGUUACAUACCUAUUGAGGUCAUGUAUUUUUCUUUGUACUUUAUUGAAGAGGGAAUGAUAUCUGUUUGUUUUAUUUAACGAAUACCUAAUAUUCACGUUUAUUAUUACGUAUACGUAUGGCGAAAUUUGAUCAAACGCAAUGUGUACCUAUAUUAUUGCAUAUAGGAUUAUACAUAUAAGAUAUUGCUAAAUAAUAAAGUACCAUUUUCUAAUGUA